Molecule: messenger RNA, 3594 nt
Organism: Drosophila sechellia
Lineage: Eukaryota; Metazoa; Arthropoda; Insecta; Diptera; Drosophilidae
Gene: Ube3a
Product: ubiquitin protein ligase E3A
Exons: 8
Coding region: 333-3233 (966 amino acids)
Biological process (GO): protein polyubiquitination; ubiquitin-dependent protein catabolic process
Molecular function (GO): ubiquitin protein ligase activity
Source: RefSeq, a predicted model, not a curated record
UUCAAUAUUCGUUGCUGCCUGCUUCAUUCAUAAACACUUACGCUAUUAGAGUCAAAAUUUUAAAAACGUUGACGAAUUACCGAGCUUGCUAGUAUUGCUAUCAGACUGCAAGAAAGUCGGCGUUCAGCGCUCGACGAGCGGGCAACAGAGACAACGGCAGCGGCUGAGCAGCUGCAGCAUAAGAAUUUUAGGGAGCCGCGACACAGAAAAGGGACAUCAACAUCGAUUUUUUUUUGCACCCUUUACGUUUUGAGAGUGAAGCAGAAUCACUUUCGGCAAACGAAGAAAGAGCGGCGGCGGUGGAGGCGUAAAGAGCGCAGAUUUCAGCGAAGAUGAACGGAGGCGGGGGUCGCGAGGAUGAUCAGCAUCUGCCAGAUGUUUCCAGUGCAUCAGGAUCUGCAGCUGGAGCGGUGGGCGGGCGGGCCACGCCCGAAAUGAAGCGUUCGGCGGUGCGCAGCCUAAUCAAGCGAUACUUCCACCAACUACAAUCCGGCUGUGGGAACGCCAACUGCAGCAAUGCCAAUUGCGCCUCCAGCGGCAAGGUGGCGCCCAUGACGCCCAACGAGGUGGCCGCCCGAGCUCUGCAGCUCUUUUCACAGGAUGCACAGCUCUGCGAGUCGUUCACAUCGGAGACCAGCAGCCCCCAGGAUGUGGACAUGCUUUCACCGAACGACAGCAGCAGCAGUAGCAGCGGCAGCUCGACAAGCACAAUUACCUCAGCCAGCACCACCACGACAACCAGCAGACAAUCGCAGUCCACGCCAGCUGCCGUUGUAGUGCCCGUAUCCAGUCCGUAUCUUGCCCAGAGUGUGCCGCAACUGGAUAUCGCCGGCGCUGAACACUCGUCCGGCGACUCGGAACCUUGUACACCCACCCUGGCGCCAGUCCACAGCUUGGAUGCCAACAGUCUGAUAGCGCUAUAUGAGGAAUGUAGGGCGGCUGACAGUUACGACAGGAUUUGCCACGCAAUCGGCGUUGUGUUCUCCAGCGUAGAUAGACUGGGCAAGAGCUUCAUUCGCAGCGCAGAACCAGCGGCUUCUAGUAGUCUCCAGGAGCUGCUGGCCAAUUCAUCGGGGGCUUUAAACAAGGAGCAGCUACGAACUUUGGAAGGGGAACACGAUAAGGACGAAGACAGUACACAACAGGUGGACGAAGAAUCAGAAUCGUUGGCUAACGCCACUGCUUCUGCAGAAGUCGAAGAAGAGGACGAUGAUGUGUACUCAUCCCAAAGCAGCGACACGCUCGUGGAUCUGCCCGGUUUGCGACGAGUGCAGAGUCUCCUUUUUGGCUGUCAAAUACGAGCUAUCACGGAGAAGCUUACCAGCAGCGUUAUUCAGCUGUCUGACUGGGUGAUCUACAUGCGUACGGAUUGGGAAAGGGUCACUCACUGUCUGGUCAUCUGCUUUGAUCUAGCCACGAAUACCAAGAACAGUGUGGUAGACAUGGACUAUCUGGACAGGGUGCUGCCAAAGUUGUGUCACGCGGCGUCCGCCAUGCCAGUGCCGGCACAGACGCGCCUGGCCAGGAUCUGGGCGGCUCAUUGUUCGGAUCAGCUGCAUUCGUUGAUCGCAGCCUGCCAGCAGCAAAUUACUCUACAGGUGCUUUUGGACGAGGAAUCCAUGCGCGAGAACGAAACCAUAAUCAGUGUCACCAAAGUUUUGAAGAUUGUCUUCUACGCGAACAUUCUGGCUAGCGAGCUGGAACGACCGUCGUGUCGGGUGCCGCUGGAGGAUCGAGCGGAAGCGGCGACCGCAUCUGGCAGCGCAGUAGUGGAGGACGACCUAUUCGCCUACAACUCUUUGUUGGAGCCGCACAUGCCCAAAUUCGCCGAGGAUCAGUUUGAGAAGGAGCUGCAGGUGUCGUCAAUCGAUUGCCGGAAACCACUGAUACCACUUGAGGAGUUCUACAACGAGGCGCUCAGUGAAAACAUUCAGAUGCACCACGACUACCUGUCCUACAAGACGUUAGCCAUGGAGAGCGAGAUUGGUUCCGGUCACGCAAACUACUUUUCGUUCAUGCUGUAUGCCUUUAUCCUCACGCCGUCAACCAAAGUGGAUGCCUUGUACUAUGACAGCCGAAUGAGGAUGUAUAGCGAGCGCUACUCCUCCCUUCACUCCAUCCUCAACAAUAUGGGCCAGGUAGGACAGGAAGAUACUCCUCGGCCGGAUCUUAAGCUGACGGUGCGAAGGGACCACCUCAUCAACGACGCGCUCAUUGGGCUGGAAAUGGUGGCCAUGAGCAAUCCGAAGGAUCUCAAGAAGCAGUUGGUGGUGGAGUUUGUCGGCGAGCAGGGGAUCGACGAAGGCGGCGUAUCCAAAGAGUUCUUCCAGCUAAUCGUGGAGGAGAUAUUCAACCCGGCUUUUGGAAUGUUUAUACAGCAGGAGGAGACCAACAAUAUGUGGUUCAAUGCCACACCAUUUGAGAACGGAGCCCAGUUCACUCUGAUUGGUAUAAUUAUUGGCCUCGCGAUCUAUAACAACGUCACCCUGGCCGUAAACUUCCCCAUGGUGGUCUACCGCAAGUUGAUAGGCUAUCGCGGCACGUUCGCCGACCUCAGCGACUGGAGUCCGACGCUGUACAAGAAUCUGAAGUCCAUGCUGCACUACCAGGGCCAGGAUAUGGAGGAGGUAUUCGAACAGACCUUCAAGAUCAGCUACAGCGAUGUUUUCGGUGAUGUGGUAGAGCACGAACUGCUGCCGAACGGCCAGGAUGUGCUGGUGGGGCAGCACAACAAGGAGCUGUUUGUCAACUUGUACAGUGACUUCCUGCUCAACACGAAUAUCGAGCAGCAGUUCAAUGCCUUCCGCAAGGGCUUCGAAAUGGUCACGGACGAAUCGCCACUGAAGCUGCUCUUCCGGCCAGAGGAGAUCGAGAUGCUGGUCUGCGGCAGUCGGGAAUUCGACUUUGUGGAACUGGAAAACUCCACUGUGUACGAGGGCGGCUACACGGAGAAUAGCCAGUACAUCCAGGACUUCUGGAGCAUAGUGCAUGCGAUGCCCAGCGAGGACAAGCACAAGCUGCUCGAAUUCACGACGGGAUCGGCGCGUGUUCCGGUUGGCGGCCUGAAAUGCCUGCGUCUGCUAAUCACGCGUCACGGUCCGGAUAGCGACCGUCUGCCCACAUCGCACACCUGCUUCAACGUACUGCUCCUGCCCGAGUACAGCAGCCGCGAGAAGCUGGAGGAGCGCCUGAUGAAGGCCAUCAACUACUCGAAGGGCUUCGGCAUGCUGUAGACUAUGGUCCAAACUGCGAGUGCAAGUCUGUCAUCUGGAACUGAUACCACCACCUCUCUGGGACGAAGAUUUCGAAUAUUUUGAUCGGUUUGAGUUCGUUUUGGGUUCUGCCAUUUAUUUUUGAUACGACCUGUUCAAUGAGACAAUAUAUACAUACACAAUAUAUGUGCUCAAUUUAUAUGGUGCGAUGGCGAAGCGAGCGGACCGAACGGACACGCGUUUUUGUUUCUUUAGCCCAGUUAAUUGUACAUAGACACACACGCAUACUGCACUAUGUGAACUCACUCUAGAAACACCCACAUUUAAAAACAGUAUGCGCUUGAAUAUUUUCCUAAAUAAAUUUAAAGUAGUUCGGCGAAGA